Strongylus vulgaris is the source of this 819-nucleotide messenger RNA. The record is from the annotation of a GenBank genome assembly. Lineage: Eukaryota; Metazoa; Nematoda; Chromadorea; Rhabditida; Strongylidae.
AUGGAGAGCCUGUACAGGACUUCAAGUCCAGAUCCUGGCGUGUAUUCCUCACAAUUAGAGCACGAGCCCGUAAGGAAGCCGAACAUGGGAAUGCCCUUACCAUCAGCUGGUGUUGAGCAAGCUCUAUCUGUAGUUUGGCAGAUCAUCCGACAUGCUCUGAAUGGCCUAUGGAUAGGAAGAUGGUUUGCGCGACGUAGACGUGACGCUGGGAAACCUGUUACGGUCGUCUGUAAGAGUCAUGCUCAUACAGCAAUGGUCUACCAUAAAAUGCAUCAACUGCACCUCCUUGGCGUCGACGAAACUAGUGAAGGAGUCUCUGGACUAUACUUGGCCCUCUCCGCCGUAAACCUUGCCGAAAGCGCUGGAGCAUCUACUGAUGGUUUACCUCGAAAUGUUCUGGCUGAUAUUUAUAUUGCUGCUGCGAUUAGAGCUCGCCUCUGUCUGCCUCCUUUUCUUGCUUCCAUUUUCUCUCCAUAUUUUUACAAGCGAGCUCGUCGUCAUGUAAGAAGAGCAGACGAGGAUAGUGUUAGUGGCCUCCAGUGGUUGUUCCACCCUUUGUCUCGAGAAAUUCUCUCGGAUCCCGAAGCUUUAAAAACCAUACUAAGCGCUAAAAAGACUUCAUUAAAGCCUUUCAUUGGAGAAUGCGAUGGUGAUGUCCUUUCGCGACUCCGAGCGGCUUUUAAGCUUCGGCUAUUAACCCUUUUGGCAAAUGAGUUGAUUGGUGAGAAUGGGUCCAAGGAAAUCGAUGUCGUUGAUGUGUCUCGCCUUCUCAUAAGCAUCUCGAUGGCCGGCGGCUUGCCAAAGAAGGAAAAUAGUUGG